Penicillium coprophilum is the source of this 240-nucleotide messenger RNA. RefSeq lists its product as uncharacterized. NCBI's taxonomy places the organism in Eukaryota, Fungi, Ascomycota, Eurotiomycetes, Eurotiales, Aspergillaceae. Bases 1 to 240 code for a protein of 79 amino acids. The transcript has a single exon. The record is from RefSeq and is a predicted model, not a curated record.
AUGCUUUUGCCUCCCAAGUCGUACUUCACGAUCCAGACCGAUACCCAAGAGACGAUAAUGCGUGCAGGGACACCUAGCAGGCACUUCGCAGGCACCUCGCACGGAGGUGGGGAAUGCGAGGCUCUCCGGCUUCUGCUUGGCUGGCCAUGCGAGAAGUAUAUGAUCAUGCAGGAGGUGCGGGUUGGCCUGGUUGGUCUAGAUGGGGGGAGGGCUGCAGGUUUGGUCUGGACUUCAAUGUAG